Trachemys scripta elegans is the source of this 6504-nucleotide messenger RNA. It is a transcript of the gene KEL, whose product is annotated as Kell metallo-endopeptidase (Kell blood group). The coding region runs from base 239 to 2470 and encodes 743 amino acids. Lineage: Eukaryota; Metazoa; Chordata; Testudines; Emydidae. Gene Ontology annotation, molecular function: metalloendopeptidase activity. The transcript has 18 exons. Gene Ontology annotation, cellular component: plasma membrane. The record is from RefSeq and is a predicted model, not a curated record. Gene Ontology annotation, biological process: protein processing.
GAGCUGCAGAAAUGUAUCCAUAUCUCUCUCUCUCUCUCUGCCUCCUGUUUUCUUUAAGGGUGUUUUUCAAAGCCCUUUUUCCCAUCUCCUCCUCCUCCUCCGAGCACUCAGCCAAGGUGGGAAGGAGAGACUAUCUGUGAUGUGAACUGUGUUCUUUACCAGCCCUCGGGGAGGAGUAGGGCAUAAACAACCUAGCAGCAGCAGCAGUAACCACACAGGGAACAGGAGAGUCUCCACAAUGAACAGCAUAAGGACUCCUCAGCAGCCCUGUGAGGAGGAUCCAAGAGAGGCUGCAAAGAAAGGAAGAUGUCUUCGGGGGAAGAGCCUGCUCCUGUGUGCUCUCACGCUCAGUACUGUCCUUGGGUUUGCAUUGCUUCUUGCCUACACCAUCCUACACCAGGGCCUGGGUACAAGACAUGACAGUCUUUCUCCCUUCCCUCGCACCCGACCCACCAAACCUUGUGACACCGAGGAGUGUCUCACGCUCCUGGCCAGACUCCUGGAGGUGAGAAAUGCCACCAUAGACCCCUGUGAGGAUUUUUAUGGCUACGCCUGUGGCAACUGGGAAGCCAACCACUUGCGCACGGGGACUAUGGAGUCAUCAAAUGUGUUUGAUGUCCUGCUGGAAGAAAACCAGCUGAUCCUGAAGAGGCUCUUAGAGGUUCCACAGCUCAGGGUUGGAAGUUCAGCCAAGGAAAAAGCCAUCCAGUUCUACCACUCCUGCAUGGAUACCCAACAGAUAGAAGCAGAAGGGGCUCAGCCCUUGAAGGAGCUUAUAAAUCAGGUUGGUGGCUGGAACGUCACAGGCCCCGAGAAACAGACUGAUUUUAACCAGACCCUGCAAACACUCAUGGGCAAAUACAACACUUUCCCCUUCUUCAGAGCAUAUGUGGGACCCAACUCUUCUGACCCCAGCACCAAUAUCAUCCAGAUUGACCAUCCUGAGUUUGAGAUGCCACCAGAGAGUGACUACAAUGAAAAAGCAAAUUAUCCUGAGGUUGUCCGUGUGUAUUUCUCAUACCUGAUGAAGCUGGGGACACUGUUGGGAGGGCCACAGAAUGUUACCUCCACCUUCAUUUCCUUCGCCUUGUCCUUCAUCUCCAACCUCCAGAAGGAGGUCACCCCACUGCAGAAACGGCGGGAGAGAGGGAUGCUGUUCUAUCACACCACUAUCAGGGAGCUGCAGGAAAAGGCACCCGCGAUUGAUUGGCUGUCAUGCCUCCAGGCAGCCUUCCAUCCUGUGCAGCUGAACAUCUCCCAGCCAAUCGUAGUGCAUGACAUGGAUUAUUUGAAAGGCAUGUCGCGGAUUAUUGGAAAAUGGCAGAAGGGGAGUGUCCUACAGAUCUAUAUGAUCCUCUGCUUGGUUGGAAACCUCUCCCCAGCCCUCGACAGCCGGUUCCAAGAUGCACGCAGGGAGCUGUUUGAAAAGCUGCAUGGAAAGACAGGAGAAUCUGGGAUGGUACUGGCCCAUCGCUGGAGGAAAUGCCUGAGUGACACCAGCACCUUCUUUGAACCUGUGCUUGGGGAGAUGAUUGUGCAAGAGAUUUUCCCUCAAGAGACAAAGGAACUCGCUGAGAAGAUGUUCUCUGUGGUCCGAGAUGCCCUCAACAGUCGGCUGGAUCAGGUGGAGUGGAUGGAUGAGCAGACCCGACAAGAGGCCAAGGACAAGGUUUCUAAGCUUCAGGUGGAAAUUGGCUAUCCAGACAGCAUCCUCCAAACUGCUGAAAUGGACCGGGAAUUCCAGGAUCUGGAGAUACAUGACAAUACCUUUUUGCUCAAUGUGGUGGCCUGCCUGAAGGCUGUGAGGGAAAAUUUCUCCCUGAGGCUCCUUCAUCCCCACCUGCAGGAUAAUUGGGAGGUCUUCCCUUGGUCUGUCCAUUCCUACUACUCAUUGAGGCGCCACGCCGUGGUCUUCCCCGCGGGAAUGUUCCGCAGCCCCUUCUUCCACGCUGAGUUCCCCAGCGCUGUGAACUUUGGAGCCAUGGGAGUCAUCAUGGCACACGAGCUGCUUCACGCAUUCUAUGAUUACGUGGUGCCUGAGAGCUGUCCUAGAUGCAACAAGGAUGCAUUAGUGCGGGGUACAGACUGCCUGGUGGAACAGUAUGAACGCUACUCUCUGCAGGGCCUGAGAAUCAAUGGCACUUUCACCCUGCUGGAGAAUGCAGCUGACACAGGAGGACUCGCCAUCGCUUACCAAGCCUAUAAGAACUGGCUGAAAAAGCACAAACAGGAGAGGAAUUUACCCGGGAGUGGACUCUCACACCAUCAGCUCUUCUACAUCAGCUUUGCCAAUGGGAUGUGUGGGCACCAGAGCCCCGAGAGACUGCGAGCCUUCCUGCACAGGGACCCACACAGCCCACCACCACUCCGCGUCCGCGGGCCCCUCAGCAACAGCCAGGACUUUGCCAGGCAUUUCCACUGCUCCAGCACAGCACCAAUGAAUCCAGCCUUCAAGUGCCACAUCUGGUAAUCCACAUGGAGAAGGAGGGGGAGAGAGAGAGAAAGCUGGAGACUGGAGCUGUAGAAUUCAUCCCUGCUGAAGAAUGGCCUGCCCCCACACAAAGACAUUCUGGAGCCUAACCCAUUCCUCCCCAUCCCUUCUUCUCAUCCUUUUCCCCUGCCAACAGGUCAUGGUGGCAGAAGGUUCCAGUCCGGGUAGCAGGAGGGAAGAGAGGCUAAACAUAGCAGCCAGUACAGUGUGUGCUACUCCUCAAAUGCUCCCCAUGCUCUGCCCCAAUUAGGCAAAACUUGCCCUUCAGAGUGUGGGGGCACAGGCUUGCAAGGUAAAUAGACAAGCUACAAUCAUUUACAACUCUGGGGGAAACCUCACAAGUCUCCAUGCACACCUCCCACCCUGGACCACCAGGGAUAGAAGAACCCGGAUCUCUCACUCUGAAAUCACAUGGGGGGAGAGACUCACUGGUUACCGCUUCCAGAUGGGAAGAUGAGACAUUUAAUUAAUGUACAUUGCUAAAAACCCCACCUAGAUAUGUCAUGGCACACCUGUCUUAGUGCCCCCAAUAUGAGUGGGAUGGUCCUGGGAUUUUAUCUUAUUUUCUGCUACUUAGCCUAGUGUCCUGGAUCUGACCUGUCUAGCUCUUUGUGAUUGUUCCCCCCCAUCCCCCCGGUUAUUCUUACCUCUGACCACUAGGGGCCUGGCCAGCUUGAAUGGAAAGCUCAGUCCCAUUAACUUCACUGGACUUUGGAUCAAACCCUAGAUACCACUCCUCCGAUGCAGCAGUUGCCUCUCUUUUCUAAUUGCCCCCCCUGCUGAUUUCUGCUGAGAAGGAAGUAGCAGCAGCAGCUAUUCUCAAGCUUUUUCGCACUCAGAAGAAGGGGAAGAGCAUGCUCUGGCUGAAGGAGAAGAAAGGCUGAAACGGUGGAACCCCUUCUGUGGAGAAGAGGAAGGGGGGAAGCAAUGCAUGGACAGGACAGGGAGUGGAAUCUCAGGAGUCAGUGACGUAUAGUCAGUGACGUAGCUAUAAUGUUGCAAGUAAUGAAGUUCCACCAGAACCAUUGAGUUAUGAGGUUCUGAGGGACUUCCAGAUGGAAUGGCACUCCGACACAUCACUUGGCCCAUAGGGUGGCAAUGCCGCUCACACAAAUUUGGCUCUCACCCUCUUUGGUGGCACUUCGGCAGCAGCUCAAAGAAGAAGAGAGGGACUGAGGGACUCGCCGCCAAAUUCCCUCCGAAGAUCCUGCCUAGAGCCAGCCCCGGUCAGGAGGCAAUGGGGUGUGGGAGGGUGUUAUGCCCCCGCCCCAAGAUGUUAGAGAUUCCUACUAGUUGCCCCCAGUCACUCCAUAUGGAGAUAACAGAUAAGUCUUGUUCCCUCUCACAAAAAGGCAUCAGGUUAGGGUGACCAUAUGUCUCAUUUUGGCUGGGCCAGUCUCUUUUGGCCGCAGGUGGGUGGCAGAGGGGUCUUGGGCUGGCCCCACACAUGUGGGAGAAAGGGAGGCCUCGGGUUGGCCCCACAUGGGAAGGGAGGAGGGGGUGCCUUGGGUUAGCCCCGAAUGGUGUCCCUUUUCCCUUUGGGAAAAUAUGGUCACCCUACAUCAAGUUAGCUAUGGCUGGGGCCUGUUUAAUGAAAGGUUGGGAUGGUAGGGGAUGGUUUCCAGGGUUUAUGGGAACCUCCAGAGGUCAGCCUCCAGAUUUUAGAAUGCUUCUCCAAAUACCAAACUGCUUUUCAGGAAUUUUUGCUAAUCCGAUGGGGUAGUUUUGCUGCUGUUAUGUUUUUGUGACAUAGUAUUAUUGUAACCAAAUGUCAUGUAGUAAUGCAGUGUAGGGGGGAAAAGAGUAAAAGAUGUAGUGGAUUUCAGGAGCAGCAAGAAAACUGGCAUAUAAGAACAUUUCUAUGUUACUAAGAACAGCCUGAAAACUAUCAUUUUGGAGGCCCUGAUAAUUAGACCUAUAUUUAAAAAAACAAAAAACCUAAAAUUCACUAGAAUUGGCAAGACAACCCUCCUGCAGCUCACAGGCACCUGUUUCUUUGUAAAGCUGUCCCUGGGAAAUUUUUUAAAUGGUGGGAGCUAUUUUAUUCUGACCAUUAUAUUACCGGUGUGGUGAUUCUUUGGGAGUAGAUACUGGUAUUGGGAAUGAGCAUCAAAAUUAAAGCUGGAAAAGACCUAUUAAUUGUCUUACUUCCUCUCACUGUGACAAUUAGCCAGGGUUGUGGAGAGUUCUAAAUCUUUGGCAAUUUUUAAAUUAAGACUGGAUGUUGUUCUAAAAAAUGGAAUUAUUGGGGGAAGUUCUAUGGCCUGUUUAUACAGGAGGUCAGACUAGAUGAUCACAAUCAUCCCUUCUGGCCUUGGAAUCUAUGAAUCCAGUGCCAACCAGUAUAGGCCAACACAGUAUAUUCUUCAGGAGCACUUCUUUUACUUUUUUUUCUGUCAGUUUUAUUUUCCAGCUCUCAAGCACUGCUGUAAUAUCAGAGUUGCAAAUGCUGCCGGAGAAUGUUUAAAUCCAAACUAAAAUCUGUAUUCCUUGGAGUGAACAAAGAAAAUCUUAGAAACAUUUCUAUUAGUUUUAAGAAAAUGGUGUAUAUCAAACUCACAGUUUGAUAUAAGUAAUAGCACCUAUGUUGGUGAUUUUCAUGCGCUAUACAAAGAGGGUUUAGAUAUCAUUAUCUUUAUUUUACAGAUGGGGAAACUGAGGCACAGAGACACUAAUGACUUAAACAAGUUUACACAGCAGGUCAGUGGCAGAGAUGAGAGAAUAAACCAUAGGUGAAAUCCUGGCUCCCUUGAAGUCAGUGACAAAACUCCCUUAUGACAUUAAUACGACUGGAUUUCACCCCAUGUCUUCCAAUUCUUACUCCUGUGCUUUAUCCACUGCAUCACACUGACUCCCUUUAAAAAAACAACCUAAUAUUAUAUAUUUAAGAUUACUUCCAAUGAGAAACAAAUUUGGAUUUGUGGGGUUUUUCUUUUGUUUGUUUGUUUGCUUCCUGAAAGUGUUGGCAUUGCCUCCUCUGCCCUCCUCCCCCAAUAUUUUUUCCUUUUUUUUUUUUUUUAUAACAUUGGAAAUUCAGGUCUUGUCAGCCAUGCUUUUCUUGGAAGUCUCUUGGACUACCAGAGAGCUAGGAUCUUUAUGACAUCAGAGAAAUCAUGCAAAUGAAACCUGAUUCAUUGAUAUGGAAAGAGGUUUUUUUUUUUUUUUACUCUAACUGUUUUAAACGAUUUGUUUGGUUGUUGGCGGUGAUGCUUUUGUUUUUUAAACAUCUAUUUAACUAAUUCAAAUGCCUGAAUAAUCAGUGUGAAGCAAAGCUCUUGUAGAUAGGGCACACCUUGCCUUUCAAGUAUGUUUUGUGAGAUCUGAGAAUCCACAUAUCCAUGUCUUCCAAGAAAGACGUCCAGCAAAACAGGAAAAGCAAGACUUUAUUUUCCUGGUAUUUCUAAGGUUAAAAAAAAAAAAAAAGGUGGUGAAUACCUUACAGCUUAACUACACAUAGAGUUAUUCAGGGACAGCUAUUAUUGAAUAACUCCAUGUGCUGACACACCCUUACUUGGAUUGUAAACUCUUUAGGGAGGGCUCCCGUUUUGUUCUGUGUCUGUACAGUGCCUAGCAAUGGACUCCAGGUUCAUGACUGGGCGCCACCUUAACAAAUCCUGUUAGGCUUUUUUUUGUCCCUCAUAAAGAAGAGCACAAGCCCAAUAUUGCUAUCCUUUGCAGGUCACUCUUAAAGUGUUUACUGAUUCCACACCCAAACUUUUCCUCUUUGUUCAAUUUUGUUCCACUAAUUCCUAGUCCAGUCACCUCAAGAAAGACUCCCUGAAGAAUACUCCUCUUUCCUUUGCAUUUAUUUCCUUCAGAUACCACAGCCUGACCUAAUGAAUUGUGAGCAAUAUAUACUGGGAAUGAUUCAGCUCAUGGUGGAUUUUUUUAUAAUUGGUAUCUCAAAGUGUAUUUAGUUAUUUUACUCAUAAUUUUCAUAAUCAAAAAAAGAUUUUGUUAUGUCCCCAACAAACCUAUUUUUUGUUAUUUAAACUGAUUCUUAUAGUAAUCUA